AGCGGUACCUCCCCUGGACUCCUUGCUUGACGGCCUGUAGUAAGCGCUUGCACCUUUCUUCAGCACUCAGUAGACUGGCUUUACUGUGCACGGGCGAGCGGGCCCAAGUUUGGUUCGGUAGCAGAAAUGCCAGAAUUAUGACAAAAGCAAAUACACAAGGCUAACAGACACAGAUUUCCUGUUGUCUGCCACCGGCCACAAAAUGGAUUCCUGUCGAAUGCCACUUGGCAGAAAUUGCCACUGAUGAAUGGUCAGACAUCCAAAAUCCCACAUCACUGGUACCAGAGAAGACUAAUUUGAUCAACAAAAAUCUGAAAAGCCACUUGGCUAGUGAGAGCCAAAAAGCUCAAUACUGUUUAUGCCACUCACCAGAAGAGCCAGGAAAGGUCAUGUGUCCUCGGGAGAAGGCAAGUCUCCUCCACUGCUGAUUUGUCAGCCAGCUUUACUGACAUCUUUCAGUGGUUCCUUUUACAUAUAAACCCAUCUUUAGAGGCUUCUGGUACUUUGAGGACAGGUGUGUCUACCUGUCUCUGGGGCUUUUCAGUCACAUGUCUAUCUACUUGGGUAAUGUAAAUACACAUCUGAGCAAGGUUAACGAUUAAAUUGUUGAGUUGAAAGGUCAGAAGACCUGUUGUUGGAACAUCAGAAUAGGAGAUAAAGAACCUCUUGAAACUGGCCUUCUACCUUCUCUGAGGAAAAGAAUAAGAAACAGCACAGUCAUACGAGAGUCUUCAUCCCAGAAGUGAUCCAGGAAUCAUGCUGGAUACUUUCUGCAACUCUACUUUUUGGAAUUCCUCAUUGUUGGAUAGCCCGGAGGUGGACCUGCCACUUUGUUUUGAGCAGACUGUUCUGGUGUGGAUUCCCUUGGGCUUCCUUUGGCUCCUGGCCCCCUGGCAGCUUCUCCAUGUAUAUAGAUCCAGGACCAAGAAAUCUUCUAUAACCAAACUCUACCUUGCCAAGCAGGUGAUUGUUGGCUUUCUUCUUGUUCUGGCAGCCAUAGAUCUGGCUCUUGCACUCACAGAAGACACUGGACAAGCCGCGAUUCCUGCUGUUAGAUAUACCAACCCAAUCCUCUACCUGCUCACAUGGGUCCUGGUUUUACUGAUCCAGCACAGCAGGCGAUGGUGUGUGCAGAAGGAUUCUUGGUACCUGUCCUUAUUCUGGAUUCUCUCAAUACUUUGUGGCACUUUCCAACUUCAGACUCUGAUCCGGGCACUCUUAAAGGACAGCAGUUCUAAUCUGGCCUACUCCUGUGUGUACUUCAUCUUCUAUGCAUUCCAGAUCCUGGUCCUGAUCCUUUCAGCAUUUUCAGAAAAAGAUGACUCAUCAAAAAAUCCUUCAACCACAGCUUCAUUUUUGAGUAGUAUCACCUUUAGUUGGUAUGACAGCACUGUUCUGAAAGGCUUCAGGAAACCUCUGACACUUGAAGAUGUCUGGGAUAUUGAAGACGCAGCUAAAACAAAGGCACUAGUCAGCAGGUUUGAAAAGUACAUGGCAGAAGAGCUACAGAAGGCCAGGCGGGCGUUCCAGAAACGGCAGAAGAAGAAAUCCAAGCGGAACCCUGGAGCCAGCAUGAACGGCUUGGACAAGAACCAGAGUCAAAGCCAAGAUGUCCUUGUCCUGGAAGAAACUAAAAAGAAAAAAAAGAAGUCUGAGACCACAAAAGACUUUCCCAAGUCCUGGCUGGUGAAGGCGCUCUUCAAAACUUUCUACGUCAUCCUCCUGAAAUCAUUCCUGCUGAAGCUGGUGUAUGACAUUCUCACGUUUCUGAAUCCUCAGUUGCUGAAGUUGCUGAUCGCCUUUGCAAAUGACCGUGAAGUAUAUCUGUGGACUGGAUAUCUCUAUUCAAUUCUCCUCUUUGUCGUGGCCCUCGUCCAGUCUGUCUGCCUUCAGUGUUACUUUCAGCUGUGCUUUAUGCUGGGCAUGAAAGUGCGGACCACCGUCAUGGCGUCUGUAUAUAAGAAGGCACUGACUCUAUCCAACCGGGCCAGGAAGCAGUACACCAUUGGAGAAACAGUGAACCUGAUGUCUGUGGACGCCCAGAAGCUCAUGGAUGUGACCAACUUCAUCCACCUGCUGUGGUCAAAUGUCCUACAGAUUAUCUUGGCCAUCUACUUCCUGUGGGCAGAGUUGGGACCCUCAGUCUUAGCAGGUGUUGGGGUGAUGGUGAUCCUAAUCCCAAUUAAUGGAGUACUCGCCACCAAGAACAGGGCUAUUCAGGUUAAAAAUAUGAAGAAUAAAGACAGCCGUUUAAAGAUCAUGAAUGAGAUUCUCAGUGGGAUCAAGAUCCUGAAAUAUUUUGCCUGGGAACCUUCAUUCCAAAAUCAAGUCCACAGCCUCAGGAAGAAAGAGCUCAAGAACCUGCUGAGAUUUGGGCAGCUGCAGUCUGCAAUAAUGUUUCUCUUAUACUUGACUCCGGUGCUGGUGUCUGUGAUCACAUUUUCUGUUUACGUCCUGGUGGAUAGCAGUAAUGUUCUGGAUGCACAAAAGGCCUUUACCUCCAUCACCCUCUUCAACAUCCUGCGCUUCCCCAUGAGCAUGCUUCCCAUGCUAAUCUCCUCCAUGCUCCAGGCCAGUGUUUCCACAGAGCGGAUAGAGAAGUACCUGGGAGGGGAUGACUUGGACACAUCUGCCAUUCGACAUGAUUGCAAUUCUGAUAAAGCUGUGCAGUUUUCUGAGGCAUCAUUUACCUGGGACCAUGAUUUGGGUGUCACAAUCCGAGAUGUGAACCUGGACAUUAUGCCAGGCCAGCUGGUGGCUGUGGUGGGCACUGUGGGCUCUGGGAAAUCCUCCUUGAUGGCAGCCAUGCUGGGAGAAAUGGAAAAUGUCCACGGGCACAUCACGGUCAAGGGCUCUGUAGCCUAUGUCCCACAGCAGUCCUGGAUCCAGAAUGGCACCAUAAAGGAAAACAUCCUUUUCGGAUCAGAGUUGGAUGAAAAGAAAUACCAGCAGGUUCUGGAGGCCUGUGCCCUCCUCCCUGACUUGGAAGUGCUGCCUGGAGGAGACAUGGCUGAGAUUGGAGAGAAGGGUAUAAAUCUCAGUGGGGGUCAGAAGCAGCGGAUCAGCCUGGCCAGAGCUACCUAUCAAAAUUCAGACAUCUAUAUUCUGGAUGACCCUCUGUCAGCUGUGGAUGCCCAUGUGGGAAAACAUAUUUUCAACAAGGUCUUGGGUCCCAAUGGCCUAUUGAAAAGCAAGACUCGAAUCUUGGUGACACACAGCAUUCACUUUCUUCCCCAAGUGGAUGAGAUUGUGGUUGUGGGGAAUGGCACCAUCCUGGAAAAGGGAUCCUAUAGCACACUGCUGGCCAAUAAAGGAUUGUUUGCUAAGAAUCUGAAGACAUUUGUGAAACACACGGGUCCUGAAGAUGAGGCCACAGUCAAUGAGGACAGUGAAGAUGAUGACUGUGGGCUGGUGCCCAGUGUGGAGGAAAUCCCAGAGGAUGUGGCCUCCUUGUCCAUGAAAAGAGAGAAUGAUCUUCGUCGAACACUGAGCCGCAGAUCUAGGUCCAGUAGCAGGCAUCUGAAGUCCUUAAAAGACUCCUUGAAAAUUCGGAAUGCGAAUAUCCUGAAGGAAGAGGAAGAACCAGUGAGAGGACAAAAACUCAUUAAGAAGGAAUUCGUACAAACUGGAAAGGUGAAGUUCUCCAUCUACCUGAAAUACCUACAAGCAAUAGGAUGGUGCUCGAUAGUCUUCAUCCUCUUGGCGUUUGUGAUCUAUUAUGUGGCUUUUAUUGGAUCAAACCUCUGGCUCAGUGCUUGGACCAGCGACUCUAAAAUAUACAAUGGCACCAACUAUCCAUCCUCUCAGAGGGACAUGAGAGUUGGCGUCUAUGGAGCUCUGGGAAUAGCACAAGGUUUCUUUGUGUUCAUAGCGAAUAUCUGGAGUGUCUAUGGUUGCAACCACGCAUCAAACAUCCUCCACAAGCAACUGCUGAACAAUAUCCUUCGAGCACCCAUGAGUUUUUUUGACACAACACCCAUAGGUCGGAUAGUGAACAGGUUUGCUGGUGAUAUCUCCACAGUGGAUGACACCCUCCCCAUGUCUUUACGCAGCUGGGUCUUGUGCUUCCUGGGCAUCAUCAGCACCCUGGUCAUGAUCUGCCUGGCCACUCCCAUCUUUGUUGUCGUCAUCAUUCCUCUUGGCAUCAUUUAUGUGUCUGUUCAGAUAUUUUAUGUGUCUACUUCCCGCCAGUUGAGACGACUGGACUCCGUCACCAGGUCCCCAAUCUACUCUCACUUCAGUGAGACUGUGUCAGGUUUGUCUGUUAUCCGCGCCUUUGAGCAUCAGCAGCGAUUUCUAAAGCAAAGUGAGACAGCGAUUGACACCAACCAGAAAUGUGUCUUUUCCUGGAUCACCUCCAACAGGUGGCUUGCAGUUCGUCUGGAGCUGAUUGGGAACCUGAUCGUCUUCUUUGCAUCCUUGAUGAUGGUUAUUUAUAGAAAGAACCUAACUGGGGACACUGUGGGCUUUGUUCUGUCCAAUGCACUUAAUAUCACGCAAACCCUGAACUGGCUAGUGAGGAUGACGUCAGAAAUAGAGACCAACAUUGUGGCUGUUGAGCGAAUAACUGAAUACAUAAACGUGGAAAACGAGGCACCAUGGGUGACUGAUAAGAGGCCUCCAGAAGGUUGGCCCAGCAAAGGGGAAAUCCAGUUUAGCAAUUACCAAGUACGGUAUCGACCUGAGCUGGAUCUGGUACUGAGAGGGAUCACCUGUGACAUUAAGAGCACGGAGAAGAUUGGCGUGGUGGGCCGGACGGGAGCUGGGAAAUCGUCCCUGACAAACUGCCUCUUCAGAAUCCUAGAGGCUGCAGGAGGCCAGAUCACCAUUGAUGGGGUAGACAUUGCUUCCAUUGGGCUCCACGACCUCCGAGAGAAACUGACCAUCAUCCCCCAGGACCCCAUCCUGUUCUCUGGGAGCCUGAGGAUGAAUCUGGACCCCUUCAACAACUACUCAGAUGAGGAGAUUUGGAAGGCCUUGGAGCUCUCUCACCUCAAAUCUUUCGUGGCUGGCCUGCAAGCUGGGUUGUCCUAUGAAGUGACAGAGGGUGGUGACAACCUGAGCAUAGGGCAAAGGCAGCUACUGUGCCUGGCCAGGGCUCUGCUUCGGAAAUCCAAGAUUCUGAUCAUGGACGAGGCCACUGCUGCGGUGGAUCUAGAGACAGAUCAGCUCAUCCAGAUGACCAUCCAAACUGAGUUCUCCCACUGCACAACCAUCACCAUUGCCCACCGGCUGCACACCAUCAUGGACAGUGACAAGGUAAUGGUCCUAGACAGUGGGAAGAUUGUAGAGUAUGACAGUCCUGAAGAACUGCUGAAAAACCCUGGCCCCUUUUAUUUUAUGGCCCAAGAAGCUGGCAUUGAAAAUACGAACAGUACAACGUUCUGAGGGCAAGUCUUAUGGGUUAGAGGACUAUUUAGAUCAUUUAUUUUUUGUGAAGCAUAUCAUACAUAUAGAAGUGUGCGCAAAAUGUAUGCUUUAAAGAAGGAUCAUAAGUGAGCACCUACGUCCUUACUAAGAUUUAAAAAAAAAAAAAUCAGUAUUACCAGCAACAUCAGAAACCCCCUGAUGAUUCCACUUUGAUCAUUCUGGCUGGCUACCCACCCACCCUUCUCCAGAGAAACCACCAUCUGAUUUUUGUGAUAAUUAUUCCUUUGCUUUUCAUUUUGGUCUUACCAUUUUCCUUAAACAUAUAUCUUUAAAACAAAAAAACUUAAUGUGAAUGGCCUGAUUCACACUGCAUGUAUUCUUGCUUCUUUUGUUCAGUAUUAUAUUUGAGAUUCAUCCAUGUCCAAGCACGUAGUGAGGCUGCUUCAUUCUCACUGCUCUGGAGUACAGCAACAUGUGAACAGGCCUCAGUUUAUCCAGUUUAGGUUGGUCAGCAGUGGGGUGAUUUCCAGGGUUUGUUGUUUUUCCUGUUAUGAACAGUACUGCUAUGAGC
Cervus elaphus (red deer) is the source of this 5941-nucleotide messenger RNA. It is a transcript of the gene ABCC2, whose product is annotated as ATP binding cassette subfamily C member 2. Gene Ontology annotation, biological process: transmembrane transport. The transcript is spliced from 33 exons. Gene Ontology annotation, cellular component: apical plasma membrane. Gene Ontology annotation, molecular function: ATP binding; ATP hydrolysis activity; ABC-type transporter activity. NCBI's taxonomy places the organism in Eukaryota, Metazoa, Chordata, Mammalia, Artiodactyla, Cervidae. The record is from RefSeq and is a predicted model, not a curated record. The coding region runs from base 757 to 5388 and encodes 1543 amino acids.